Chironomus riparius is the source of this 885-nucleotide messenger RNA. Lineage: Eukaryota; Metazoa; Arthropoda; Insecta; Diptera; Chironomidae. The record is from the annotation of a GenBank genome assembly.
AUGACACUGAUAAUCAAAGACCAACCCAUCCAGCCAAACAAAGUUCUCGUCUUUAAUGGUCAACACAAUCCAAACAAGACAAACCAAAAUAUUGAAGGAAUUUACUUCAUUAACUGCAAACUAUCGAAAGUUCCACAAGGAAUCACAAGAGUCUUCCCAAAUCUUCACAUGCUGCUUAUAAGGAACACAAAUCUGAGUAAAAUCAGUCGAUCCGAUUUAUUUGAGUACCGAAAUUUCAAGAUUUUCUUAUUCACUGGAAACGAAAUUGAAUUUUUGUGUGAAAAUUUAUUCGCUGACUGCAAAAAUUUGACGACAAUAUCAUUUUGUGGAAACAGUUUGAAGGUUGUGCUGCCGUCAAUUUUGGAUGGAUUGAAAAAUUUGAAGUUUGUUGAUUUUAGUGGAAAUCCAUGCUAUAUGGGAUGCUACUCAAAAUUUCCAGGCAAAGGACAUGACACAAGUUUGGAGGAACUUAAAACGGAACUUGAAGAAAAAUUUGAAAUUUUCGGUAAAAAUCCAGAAUUUUUGCAGGAACGCAACAAAGUUUUGGAAAAUUUGAUUUUUAAGUCGAAUGAAAAUGUUCAGAAAAUGUCGGAAAAUGGGAAAACAAUGAAGGAAAAAAAUGAAAAAUUGAUGAAAAUUUUGGAAGCAAAGGAAGCUGAGAUGAUGAGUAUUAAGGAGCAACUUGAUGGAUCAACAAAGAGAAUUCUUGAACUUGAAGAAAAACUUGUGAUUUUGAAGCUUAAUUUCCAUGCAGAACCUCCCUACACAGCCUAUAACACAACAAAACAGUCAAUAAAUCUGAAUGAUUUGAGUAGAAACGUAAAUAAAGAGCAUCAUCAUUAUCAGCAGUUUUGUUCAUCGUCGGUUGCGAAAUUGAUUGAAUAA